AUGGUUACGGUGCCGACCAACGGAGGGUGCAGCGGUGAUGGAUGGAAAUUGCCCAAGCAAUAUCACAGUAAACGUAUCAAAUAUCGAGGUCAAAGCAGGAAGAGUUUAUCACACCUGUUGUGUGGGCGUGAAGAAUAUGAAAAGACGCAGACAAUAUCAGGGCAGUCUGUUAUUCAACGUCAUGUCAAUGCAUUUAUAGAGAAAGUGAAAUUCAAUUUGAUCUAUGCGACAAAGGAUGCUAAAUUGUUGAUGAUCAGAAACUUAAAGGGAAAGCAGUUGAUUUGGACAACAAGAACUGAAACAUUUCAAAGAGGACAUGGAUUCAACUUCAUUGGCCCAAAUCCUGACAACAUUCGUGUGAUGAGGGACAAAGCAACUGCUAGAGAUACCAUGAAGAAUGCUGCUGUUCCAUGUGUACGUGGAGAGCAAAGAGGAAGGCAUCAUGAUUGCUGCACCCCACCGCCUUACUACUUCCUUCUUUCUCUCUCUGUCUCUCUCUAGCCAAGAAAUCCGCUUCUCCACUAUUGAUUUGCCGCCCCGGUUUUCUCCAUUGUCGGGCUAGCCUAAGGCAUGGUCAACCUGGCCAACGGCUGAAGGAGCUGUUGAUAAGAAUUGAUAUUCAGUUUCAGUAAAUUUGCUAGACCUAAUUACCUUUUUUUUUGUAUUUCUUCUGUUCAUGAUCUGGAGUUUUUUUAGAUAUAACUGGACAACUUUUAGGAAUCUUUCGGGAACCGUUUGUGGUUUCUAAUAUUACUUAAGAGUAUAGAAGCAAUUCUGGAACCCGCACAUUAGUAUAUGAGCAUAAGGAGUCUCAAGUGAUUUUUAGUUUAAGCUGGAUUUGAACAACAGAUAGCACGUGGUUCUUACAACUUGAUGUUAAUGAAAUAAAUGAGGAGGAAUAUGACAAAUUUUUAGCAAGAUCAGAGCAUAAGAAGCUUCUUGCAUGAUUGGAACUAUCAAGGCAAAGUAGCACAGGCUGGUUAUUGACCAUUAUGCCCCUGGUCAUUUAAAAGUCUUUUGGCAUCGUUUUGGCUUUUACUUUGUUUUUUAGGAAAAGGACAAGAAAUUAAAGUCUGUGAAAAGGCAACAAAUGACACACCUUUGGGUAAGCAACACAAUAUAUUUCUCUAUUUUUUAACUUAUUUAACAUGGAUGAAGCUGACUUGAUUGAACGAUUUGUUUCUUAGCUUAAAUUUUUUUCAUGUACAUCGUAUGUCUUGUAUUGUAUUGUGUUGUAAAAAGUAAAAUCAUCUCAUUUUUGUUGCAUUUUAUGGUGUCAUGUGAUAAAACUGCUAUUACAAAGUAUCAGGUCGACCAAAGCAACAAUUCGAGAAGGUAUGGAGAGGAGAAAAACCUGAAUGCAUGACAGUUACAUGCGGAAUCUAUGAUGCAAGCAUGACAACUUAACAAUCUGUUUAAGUACUUAAUCAAUAACCUUUUUUUUACAACGGAAUACAUUCUAACCCCCGCAACGCUGGGGGAAACUUUCCUAGUUUGUUAAGGAAAUAAGAGCGGGAAGAGAAGGGGUUUAGUGGUGGGCCUACCUGUGCAUCAUCUUUUAUCAUAAAAAAUAAAAGACAAAACUACACAAAUGGAUCCUUGCUUAGCUCAAAAUUUUCAUUUUGGUAAAAAAAAAGUUUGG
Lactuca virosa is the source of this 1642-nucleotide messenger RNA. The record is from the annotation of a GenBank genome assembly. Lineage: Eukaryota; Viridiplantae; Streptophyta; Magnoliopsida; Asterales; Asteraceae.